GUGGUGUUGCGUUCCAGCGUUCUGCGACGUGAGAGAGGAAGAGAGGGAAUCUCCCUUUUGGGCAUUCGGUUAGUUGCCGCCGACCGAUCGACCCUCGCAAAAGGCUCCCGAGAAAGGGCGGCCGCCCUACAUUUCGGCUUGUUUUAUCGCUUAUUAGGGCUUCUCAACACUACCGCGUGUGUAAUUAGUGCAAUUUUUCUUUUACUUUUGCCGCCGCUUUUGAUCUUGAUCACCCAUUAACUCUGUAGUCUUGUUUUUAACUUCUAUAUGCAAUUUUAAACGAUUUUCGAGGAUUUAUUGGAGAUCUUUCAAGAUUGCUUAAGAUGAACCCAUCAGCGAUGCGUCGCAGCUCGGUGGCACGUCUCCAGUCCCAAAACUCGGAACCUCAGAUCGUCAUCGAAGGCCACGAAACCGAAGAUUCGCAAAAGAGUCACAGUUCCAGACAGAGUUCCGAGGAGGAAUCGCCGAUGAACCCGUACCUCCUGACCCCGUUCGGCCGCGAGGUGAGGAAACACUCGUUGCCCACUCCCCAAUGCUCGGGCAUCACCGCGAGUCAAAUCAGACGACUAUCGGAUCGCGGAGACGCUCUACCGGGUCCAAGACAGGCCGAGUUUCUGGCCACCUUGUCGCAGGGCCCCCAAGUAUCACCGGGGGGCCGAAGGCAUUCGGUCGUAACGAUUUCGAAAGUGCCUCCCGCCUUUUUCGGCGGUAAAAAUCGUCGGGAAUCGGUGGCGGCUUACCCCAAUGCGUUUUCAUCCAGGAUUCUACCGAACCGACGGGAAUCGAUCGCGUGUCCCCCCUCCUCCGAAUCCCGCGGCAGCAUUCAUAACCUCCAAUUGGAUAUCAUGGACGAUAUUGUGCAAGCGAGAAAGGUGCGCAUGAAAGUGUGGAACACCAGCAACGAAAAACUGUGCGAGGUGCAACCGAUCGAUGAGGGGCCGAGCGGUAACGCCCAACGGUACUCCAUCAGCAAUACGGGCCGCAGGUUUUCCGAUUUUGUCGGUACCACACUGCCCCCGAUACCGAGCUCCUCGAAGCGUAGAGCCUCCGAGCUGCCACCGCCGCUCCAGAGCACAAGUAAGCAAAAGUCUGGCAUAGUUUGCACUAAUACCGAUCUGAUCUCUAUUUUAUCUUCUCUUUCUACGUCGGCGACGGAAAUCAAUCAGUGGGAGAAGGAGGAAGUACCGAGUCCGUGUCACUCGAAACAACAACAACAACAACGGAUGAGUGCGAACAGGAUCAACCAGAAAUUGAAGAAUAGUAGAUCCAACAGUUUCGACGUUUCCACAUUGCAACCCUCCGAAAUUCCUUCAAAAAUUCUCGAAGCAACUACCGCGUCGAGACCCUAUCAAGCGGCUUCAAACUGGUUCGUCAAGCGUCACGAGCCUAAAAGUCGGUUCCCUCUGGUGGAACCACCGGUAGCAGCGGGAAAAAAGGUCGUACGCAAGGAACCGGGAAAAGUUUUGUGGGACAAGAACCGCGGUUCCAUAGUGAACGUGCAGGCUUUGGGGUCCGCGAUCGAAGGUUUCUUAACGCAGUCGGCACCGGAAUCUCCGAGCAAUAAGGAAAAGAGUGUUCCCAGUAAGGGAACCAAGUUGAGUGACAAGGUAUUAGGGGCCGCCAAUAAGGUUUUAGGGGUGGCGAACAAGGCCAAUAAUUGGUUCAAUAAAACUGAAGAGGAGCCAGUGGCUGACGCGUGCGAUUCCUCUUUAUGUUCGACCCUCAAAGAUUUGUUUGUUAAAUAAUUUUGACACAGAGGAAUCAUCUUUGGUAAUAAAAUGAUGACAUCCCCAGCAACACACGAUGGUUAAAUAGACGUUUAUUAUUGGUUUACAGCAGGUGUAUAUUUUUCCGUUGAGCUUCAACUAUAAAUAUCGAAUAUGUCCGUGUGGUAUAGGUUGAGGAAUUCGAAAAAUAAAAUAGGGUUUUUUGCACGUUUAAUAUCAUAAAAAAUUUUAUAUUAUAAUAAGUAUUUAAUACAAAAAUAGUGUCAUUAGAUCGGAUAUUAUGAAGGAAACAGUGAUUUUGCAGAAAAAUU
Molecule: messenger RNA, 2038 nt
Organism: Anthonomus grandis grandis
Lineage: Eukaryota; Metazoa; Arthropoda; Insecta; Coleoptera; Curculionidae
Exons: 2
Coding region: 324-1745 (473 amino acids)
Source: RefSeq, a predicted model, not a curated record